This is a messenger RNA of Mya arenaria, 1319 nucleotides long. RefSeq lists its product as uncharacterized. Gene Ontology annotation, biological process: allantoin catabolic process. Lineage: Eukaryota; Metazoa; Mollusca; Bivalvia; Myida; Myidae. Gene Ontology annotation, molecular function: ureidoglycolate lyase activity; ureidoglycolate hydrolase activity. The record is from RefSeq and is a predicted model, not a curated record. The coding region runs from base 489 to 1127 and encodes 212 amino acids. The transcript is spliced from 3 exons.
UACAGAGUGAUAGUAGUAUCAGAUUUGCAUGUUACACAAGUGAAGGUAAUCAUAUAUUUGGUAAUAUCAAUCAUACUACAGAUAUAGUCAAUUUAUACAUAUCAUAACGACACUGAAAUUCAAUAUGGAGACAAAUACGUUUCAAGGUUAAGUAUCAAUUAAUAUUUAGUGUAAUAUAUAUCUACUUGUAUUGGCAAGACAUUGCCGGGGGAGGUUGGGAGUGUUCUUGUUCGUUAUGGAUAAGAUAUAUACAAUACUAGAAAUUUGGGUUAAGAAUGAGUUAUACAUAGCGGAUAAGGUUACAGUUAUAAAUAUUAAACGACAGAUGAGUAAACAAAGCGUACCGCCAGUGUAGAUGUAUUUGUUCCUCGUUUUCUGCGUGAGUUUAGUGCGGAUGCAUGAAUGGGAAUAAUUUAGUGAACGAACGAAUAAUUUGGUUGUAAAUUUGGCCAUCGGCGACUGAUGAAGCUAAGGAUUUAUUUGUAGGAAUGAGCGGAUAUGCCAGCUACGAUGAUGCACUGGAUCCGAAAUAUGGGGAACCAUUUCCAGUCCCGGUUGUCAUGGCAACGAAGGAGGCUCUUAAGGGCUAUGGGACGAUAGUUACUACUUAUGAUGAAACCAAAGUUGAAAUUACACCAUGGCCUGUUAAAGGUUGGAGAAAACUCUGUCCAAACACUGGUACUUUAGGCGGGGAAUGCAGCGGUGACUUUUUGUACAAGUGGAUAGGAGACCAAUGCACCGCCAUCAACAAAGCAGUAGGCGGGAAUUACGUCAUCGGACGGUUACCUAGCAACGUGUCACCUAGCAACAGGACGCACGUGCUUGUUAGAGAAGCGAACUACCAUCCGGACGGGGGUCAGGUUUUCUAUCCGGUUAACAAGGACCCAUUCAUUGCCCUUUUGGCUUUACCGGGGGAUGAUAUCAAACUAGAAGAUUUCGUGGCUUUCUACUUUGAUGGAAGUUUUGGAGUUCAAAUCCACGCUGACAUUUGGCACCAGCCGGUUUAUCCAAUCAAUGAUGAGGCUACGUUUGUCGGCAAACAGGGGGCGGUACACGCUUGCGUAGCUGUGGACACGGUUGACGAGUUUAGCAAAUACUUGCUGGUUCCUUUAUCUCCACCGGAGUGAUUACACUACUGUAUGGACUGGACACCGCACUUUACCAUAGUAACUUGGUUACUACAGAACUGUUGAUCAUUCAGACAGCUGUGUGGUCCAUCACUAAUGCAUGUACAUUUUUUCAUCAUACAUAUUGCUUAAGAUGAUUUUAUCGAAUGGCAACUGUUUUGAAUGAUGUUUUGUUCUUUUAAAUGUUACAAA